GGACCCCCGUGAACCGGAUCCCCAUCAUGGCCAAGCAGGUGCUGGACCUGUACAUGCUGUACACGCUGGUGACUGAGAAAGGGGGUCUGGUGGAGGUCAUCAACAAGAAGCUGUGGCGGGAGAUCACCAAGGGGCUGAGCCUGCCCACUUCCAUCACCAGUGCGGCCUUCACCCUGCGCACCCAGUACAUGAAGUACCUGUACCCCUACGAGUGUGAGAAGCGCGGGCUGAGCAACCCCAACGAGCUGCAGGCGGCCAUCGACAGCAACCGGCGGGAGGGCCGGCGGCAGGGCUUCGGCGGCUCCCUCUUCGCCUACUCGCCCAGCGGCACCCACGGCCUCCUCUCCUCGCCCAAGCUGCCUGUGCCAGCGCUGGGGCUGGCAUCAGCCACCAACGGCGGGGCCAUCGCACCCGGCCAGAAGAUCAAGAAAG
This is a messenger RNA of Manacus vitellinus (golden-collared manakin), 432 nucleotides long. RefSeq names its product AT-rich interactive domain-containing protein 3A. NCBI's taxonomy places the organism in Eukaryota, Metazoa, Chordata, Aves, Passeriformes, Pipridae. Gene Ontology annotation, molecular function: DNA binding. Gene Ontology annotation, cellular component: nucleus. The transcript is spliced from 2 exons. The annotation marks the transcript as partial. Gene Ontology annotation, biological process: regulation of transcription by RNA polymerase II. The record is from RefSeq and is a predicted model, not a curated record.